This is a messenger RNA of Homalodisca vitripennis (glassy-winged sharpshooter), 2735 nucleotides long. RefSeq names its product polynucleotide 5'-hydroxyl-kinase NOL9. NCBI's taxonomy places the organism in Eukaryota, Metazoa, Arthropoda, Insecta, Hemiptera, Cicadellidae. Gene Ontology annotation, cellular component: nucleus. The transcript has 7 exons. The coding region runs from base 332 to 2596 and encodes 754 amino acids. The record is from RefSeq and is a predicted model, not a curated record. Gene Ontology annotation, molecular function: polynucleotide 5'-hydroxyl-kinase activity. Gene Ontology annotation, biological process: cleavage in ITS2 between 5.8S rRNA and LSU-rRNA of tricistronic rRNA transcript (SSU-rRNA, 5.8S rRNA, LSU-rRNA).
CAACAAACCAUGCUUGUUGUAUUGUAUGAGUUUGGGGUUUGGGGUUAUUCAAAUCAUGCCUUUAUAGUAUUAAUUUGAAGUGACUAUUCGUUUUAAAUUAUUUAUUUUAUUCCAGUUAUUUAUUUGAGCUUAAUUCUGGCGUUUUAGCCUGUGUUGUCAUCAUAAUUUUAGAAAAUCUUUAAUAAUUAAUUAUUUUUAGAGAUAUCGUUGGUUAAGUUUGGAAUUUAAGGUUAUAAAUAUAAAAUAUAAUCAAUAUCGUUUUAUUUGAGUAUUUUAGAAUUAGGAAAAUGAAAAUUAAGAAUUCUAAAAGUGUUAAAAUAAAUCAAGGAAAAUGAAAAUUAAGAAUUCUAAAAGUGUUAAAAUAAAUCAAUUAGUAUCUUCACCGAUUUUGAAAUUCAAGAAAAGAAAAUAUAAAGUGGCAACUAAAAAGAAGUUGAAGAGAUUAGUUAAAGAUAAAGUCCCAAAUCAAAGAUGGGAAAUAACAAAUAGUGUUGAAGGUACAGCAGAAUAUAAGGAAGAAAACAAACCUAUAGCUGUUAGUAGUUCUACAAAUAAAGGACAUAGGCCCAAGAUAAAAUUUCACAAAGUAAGUACUUCAAAAACAGAUUUAGAAAAUUGUGAAUCCAAUUUACUUGGUCAAGUGUCAAUUGUUAAAAUGUCAUCAGUCAGUAAGGUUGAUAAUGUGUGGAGAACUGAAUUUUAUAAUAAACACAAUAACAAUUCUGUUAUUCCUCUUAAAAGUCUAAUGUUCGGCGCUGAAAAAGAUACCUCUAGUCUCACUGAGGAUAAUGGUUUAAACCACAACAAUGCAACCAGGAGUACAGUAUCGUCAGUAAAUCCAGAGGAAGUUCAACCUUUAAAUAGUAAUGAAAAAUUACCAACAAAUAAAGUUACAACUUUUGACAAUGAGACAAGUUCUCAUAAACGCAAUGUGAAAGAAUACUCACUUGAAGUAAACUCUAUAAACAAGAAAAAUACUGUAGCAAACAUUUACGAACUCAAUGGGUUUAGGUUUCUUGUUGUCAUCGAGCCAGAGUGUUAUUUUUAUAUUCUUGGCAUUAUCGAGUUAGAAUUGUUGAAAGGAAGUCUUGAAAUUUUAGGUUAUAAAUUUGAUACAAAAAUAAAAAAGCGAGUUAUAUUCUCUCCACAAGGAUCAUGUCACUUAUGUAUAAAAUCAAAAAAGUAUAGUGAAUCAUUUCCUCAAAAUACACAAAACUUGUCAUUUGAUCAGUUAAUCCAAUUAGGUUUAUCAGAAGAAAAGUCAAGACAAGUGUUGAGACAAUCUGAAACAUGUACACUUAUUGUUAUUAAUAGAAACAGAACUUAUUUAAGUUCCUCUGUUUGGCCUAAUUUUUUCGAAAAUCACCACUCUUUCUCCAUUUUUCCUCCUGACGAUUUGCUGAACGAUGAAGAAAGGCCUUGCCAUAAUGUUGAACUGAAAGUUGAUUGCAUAUUUGAAGCAAAUUUGAAUAGAAUUGGAUUAAAGCAAUUCAUAGAAGUUUCAGAAUGGUCUGUAGCAGUUGAGAAUAUUACAUUAAAUGAUUGUCCAAAGUCAAUCCUCUGCGGAGGUAAAUCUGUUGGGAAGUCAACUUUGCUACGUUAUCUGAUCAACAAGUGUUUACAAAAAUGGAGUGGUGUGUUGGUUCUUGAUUUUGACCCGGGCCAGUGUGAAUUUACAAUUGGAGGUUGUAUUUCAGCAGUGUUAGUGGAGGAUCCUGUUUUUGGUCCCAACUACACGCAUUUAAAACAACCAUUGAGGUCUGUGUUUCUAGGAGAGAUAGAUGUGACCAAAUGUCCCGAGAACUACAUUGAAGGUUGCAAAUCACUGAUUCAUUUUGCAAGAGAAAACUACAGUAAUAUUCCAUGGCUAAUCAAUACAAUGGGAUUUACAAAAGGUUUUGGUGUGAAGUUGAUAUGUGACAUUAUUAAAAACGUUAAACCAACACAUGUGAUUGAAAUUGAGAGUAAAAAAAGGAACUUAAACUUUCCAAUGAGGUUGGACCCUGGAUUUGUGCACAGUCAAAAUUUUGGUAACUGUGCUACCCCUCUAGACUACAAGUUCUUUAUAGUAGGGUCAGGAGCUGAGGAAAAAGGAAAUAACUCACCAAAAGCAAGAGGCAUGAGUCCAGCAGAAGCAAGAAACUUGGUGAUACUUGCAUAUUUUAGUGAGGUGUUGAGUCCUGAAAUGUUACGUCUGACACAAGCUACGCCAUAUAUGAUAAAUAUGGACCAGAUAAACCUAAAAAUCACCAACAAAUACAACUUCACAAAAGCUCAGUUGUGUGCAACAAUGAAUGGCAAUUUGGUUGCACUUUGUAUUAUGAAUGAAGGCGACAAAUUUCCUCACUGCCCUGGAUUCGGAAUCGUUCGAGGAAUAGACUACCAUACUAGUACUAUCUAUCUGAUAACCCCCAUGCCGAGGGACGUGUUGAAACAAAUCAACUGCAUAGUGAAAGGUAACAUUUGUCUUCCUGAGUCAUUGCACUUCAGUCAAGUAAAUGAAGCUGUUGGCCCUAUUCCUUUCUUGGCACAUACUUCUGGUAAACCCACUUCAAGAUUUGCUAAACGAGAUUUCAGAAAACUUCCAGUGUCAUAAAGGCAGUAACAGAAAUGAUCUAAGUAUAAGGAUAUGAAGUGUUUAUAACUAUUUUUAUUGUUAAAAAUAGUCUAAUUUAGUUUUAAUUUAUCAUAAGUUUUUAUUUUAUUGUAAUAAACUGUUUUUAUACAAUUACGUA